Messenger RNA from Oncorhynchus gorbuscha (pink salmon), 4193 nucleotides. RefSeq names its product BCL6B transcription repressor (gene bcl6b). Gene Ontology annotation, biological process: regulation of transcription by RNA polymerase II. The coding region runs from base 329 to 2071 and encodes 580 amino acids. Gene Ontology annotation, cellular component: nucleus. The transcript is spliced from 11 exons. Gene Ontology annotation, molecular function: RNA polymerase II cis-regulatory region sequence-specific DNA binding; protein binding; DNA-binding transcription factor activity, RNA polymerase II-specific. The record is from RefSeq and is a predicted model, not a curated record. NCBI's taxonomy places the organism in Eukaryota, Metazoa, Chordata, Actinopteri, Salmoniformes, Salmonidae.
GCUGUAGGCAGCACAGCUUCCAGAGUAGGCGUGGGCUGUUGAGGAAAGAGGACAUGAGCGGCCCUGGUCAGGAAUCAGGCUUCCCGCGCAACAUUAUAAAGACUCCCCUCCCUCUGGAUACCCUGGACAGUCUUGCUCAGACAACUGUGGAGGGAGUAGGUUAUUGCCCAGCCUAGCCCGAAGACAGUUAGUUACAGAUUGAGGAACCUGAGAGUUGAACUGAGGGUUGUGAGGACAGCAUCGUGCGCAUUGGUUCUCGUCCCUGCUGGUCGGGGUACGAGUAGGGAGCUGGUCUCACCUAACAGAGGCGUCCAGGAGACUGCCCUCCAUGUUUUCUCUAGCUGGUGUCUUCUGCAACAGGAUGAGCAAGAUCCAGGUGGUGGAGGGAUAUAGGGUUGGAGGGAGGCAUGAGGCGGCGGGGUCUGAAGCGGCUGCUGCGCAGGGAUACGUAAAGGAGUUUACGCGCCACUCCAACGACGUCCUGCUGAAUCUGAACGAGCUGAGGCACCAGAACAUUCUGACCGAUGCCACCCUGGUGGUGGGCACUGCCCGACUGCAGGCACACUGUGCUGUGCUCAUUGCAUGCAGUGGGUUCUUCUACUCCCUGUACUCCCGUCGUGUGUCCUCUCCUGGAUGGAGUGGUGCUGCAGGCCAGGCCCUGACCCUGUCACUCCCUGACUCCCUGGACCCCUCCAGCGUCUCCCUGCUCCUGGACUUCAUGUACACCUCCCAGCUGCCCCUCACGCCACGCACAGUCCCCGGAGUGCUCUCCGUCGCCACCUACCUGCAGAUGGACCACGUGGCUGACGCCUGCAGAGCUUUCAUGUUACACAGUGAGAGGAUGAGAGGGACGCCCCCUCAAAUGAAGCUGGACUCCACGGUGUCUGUAAUGUCUGCAGCACUCUCAGGGGGAGCUCCUCUUAAUCCCACUGUCAAUGGAAGACCCCGCCCAUCUGUCCUCGUUGUCUCCACCCCCUCCCAGUCCGCAGCGGAGGCUGAGGGUCGUAUGUGUCAUGACUCGGCCAGCAGGGUCCCUGGAAACUUCCGGGCCUGUCUGCAGCCAGGGACUUUCCUGACCCGCGAGCCCAGGUCAAAGGAACUAAAGCAGGAGCCUGAAUCACCCAUCCUGGCCUCCACCCCUUCUCCAGACAGCCCGUCUCGCUCCAGCUGUCAGCCCAACUCUCCUGCGGAGUCCAACACCUGUAAUCUAGGUGAACCCAAGCGCAACCCUGACCCCAAAUCCUGCAACUGGAAGAAAUACAAGUACAUUGUCCUCAACCCCCUCUGUGCCGAAAACACGGUAAAGGAGGAGGAGCCUGAGGAGGGCCGGCAGCAGCUUGACCACAUCCCCACCUCUGAUAGGAUGGAAGUGACAUUGAAGCCACCUAUGGAGGCAUGGCCAAGGAAAGGAUCCGGACAAAAUGAAAGCCCUCCCCUGGUUCCCCACCCAGGGCUGCCAGCCCACCCUGUGGAACCCCCCAUGGUGCCCCCCACCCACAAGGAAGGAACAGUCUCGCCUUGCUGUCUGGCACCACGCCCAUUGGAGCCAGAGGCCGCCCACCACUGCCAACACCCAAUUAAGCGUGAGAAUUACAGCUUGCCAUUCUGUUACUCCGGCAACCUGAGCGUGAUAAAGACUGCCUGCAUAGCCCCCAUUGCAGGAGACAAGCCUUACCGCUGCAACGUGUGCGGUGCCCAGUUCAACCGGCCCGCCAACCUGAAGACGCACUCCCGCAUCCACUCCGGAGAGAAGCCCUACCGCUGUGAUACCUGCGGGGCCCGAUUCGUUCAGGUGGCCCACUUGCGAGCCCAUGUUCUGAUUCACACGGGGGAGAAGCCUUAUCCCUGUCACACCUGCGGCACUCGCUUCCGUCACCUGCAGACCCUGAAGAGUCACCUGCGCAUUCACACUGGAGAGAAGCCUUACACUUGUGAGAAGUGUGACCUGCACUUCCGCCACAAGAGCCAGCUGCGUCUCCACCUGAGGCAGAAGCAUGGCGCCGUCACAAACACCAAGAUCCGCUACAAGGUCCUGACCGACCCCUACCAUCCCAUCCUGCAGGCCUGUUGACGGUCCUCCCUUUGACCCAUGACCUUUAACCCCUAACCAUAACCCCACAGAUACCAAGAAUAACCCCAACAUUUAUGUCAAUCAAAUCAUGAUUGUUUAUCAGUUUCCACCCUGGUUUCUCCUGUGUUGUUAUUGUCAAUGGCUGUGUCCCAAAUGGCAGCCUAGGCCUGGUUGCAUAAAACACCUUAAUUGAACAGAGAAUUUUCUUAACUUUAAAUCAGUUGAACAAAACAUUUUAAAAGGUGAAUUUCUCCCUUAAAUUAAGUGAAAAAGUUAAUGGUGCCCAUGAGGUCCGUUAACUGCUUCGUUCAGUUUGGAUAUCAAUGUAAACAGAUUGUGGAUGUGAAUGUUACUUUCGUCUGCUCUGGUUACAAAAGGAAAACAUCAACCAGCUAGCUACUUAGCUAAUCAAUGGAAGGUGCACGAUCCAUGGCUACAAAAGGAAAACGUCAACCAGCUAGCUACUUAGCUAAACAAUGGAAGGUGCACGAUCCAUGGCUACAAAAGGUAGCUGGCUAGUUAGCUACUGCUACUCUGAAAACUAGCUCGGAAGUAAUAUAAACAAGUUGAGAAAAAAGUAACCAGAAACUAGGUUUAUUAUCUAAUGAAGCAAUUAAGUUCCAUUUUGAUAUCUCACAAAAUGAAAGUGACCUCUUUGACGAGAGGUUAAGUCAGUGAAUCAGACCAAGCCCAUGGUAACCAGAUACUCUGUCUGCCAUACAUGGGCUCUAUGCAACGCCUUUAAACAAUUCCCUUAGGCAAGGGACAAUUAUUUCUUAAUGUAAAGCCUUAUGGGAAACACUUAAUGUUUUAUGCAAACGAACCCUGUACAUUAUAUAGUGCACUACUUUUGACAAGGGCUCAUGGAGCCUACAGGAAUAGGAUGCCUUUCAAAACUGCCUGGCCCCAUCAAACCUGCCUGAUUGAGAGCUCAGCCUCGCCCCUCAAAAACAUGAGCUCAAGUCUGUUUCACUCAAGUAUGUUUCACUCACUGGCUAGAGGGGCCAUUAUAAAACACAUAUACAUGACUAGUUGUAAGCCAAUCAAACCAUGAUGUUGUAAAGGAUUUGUGGAAAGGCAGCCGGAGCCAGAGAGAGAGAGAGAGAGAGAGAGAGAGAGAGAGAGAGAGAGAGAGAGAGAGAGAGAGAGAGAGAGAGAUCGGGGCUGAUAUGUAGAUAGGAUGACAAUGCCUCUCCUCUAUGGUAUUGAGCUGGAGUCGGUCUCAGGCCACUUUAAGAGUUAGGUGGAUAACAUGUCAAGAGAGCUGUCGAAAGUUACUGGGAGUAGUAUGAGAUGUUUUUGUAUCCAAGGAGGUGCUUUGAAAAGUUGAGAGUUUUGAGGUUAUGAGUAGAGAGUGAGUGAGACACAGACAGAGCUAGAAGAGAAGGGAGAAAAUGAGGAUGAAGGACUAAGGAGUGUGGCUAGAAGAGAAAAUACAUUUGACAUGGUUGGUUGGAAUCAUGAGAUGAGGAAUUGAUUUCAUUAGCGUGACAGAGAGAAUGUUAUAGUAAGUUGUAGAGUUGAAUAGAGCAAGUGAAAGAAAGUUCUGCGCCAAUGCUUUGUUUAUUUUCAAGUGCCACAGCUAUUUUUAGGGACCAGGACACAUUGGGGACCCGUUGAGUAUUUGAGAUGGCAAUGCCACAAAGAUGUCAUUAAAUAACAAUACAGAGAUAGGUAAUAAUGCCCUAAGAACAAAGGUAAUAAUGCCCCAAGCACUACCGUGUGAAUCGACUACUCCGACUGUGUCAGCUUUAAAUAGCUUUUUUAACUAAUGUUUAUUUUUUACACACUAAAACCAAAGGCCUGGGGCCUUUGUAUAAUGUAUAUGACAGGUGUCAUAUAAGAUACGAUGUUUUGCCCAUUACAUCCGUUCUGUAUUUUUCUAAAGGUUUUUAUUUAAAAUGGCAGACUAUAACUUGUCAUCGGUGCAGAGUCCGAGCAGGCAAAGGACUUCCGUCUCUUGUGUAUGAAGGAAUAUCUUCUCUCAGAGCAUAAAAGCUAGAUAAUGCGACUGUAAAAAUGGAUGAGAGAUGAUAUUGAUAUUUGAAAAUGUAUGGUGUUCUUUUGCUGGACAAAGACAAGGACUGUUUUAUACUAAUUAAAUUAAAUUGAUUGACCUUAA